This is a messenger RNA of Emiliania huxleyi CCMP1516, 1149 nucleotides long. RefSeq lists its product as hypothetical. Bases 1 to 1149 code for a protein of 382 amino acids. Lineage: Eukaryota; Haptophyta; Isochrysidales; Noelaerhabdaceae. The record is from RefSeq and is a predicted model, not a curated record. The transcript is spliced from 5 exons.
AUGUUUGUCGACAAACUCAUGCCAGAGCUCCUGCUGCUCGCGGGUUGGAAGCCGUCGCCCGUGGCGAAUCGAUGCGAGCGCGCCGCGUGCUCCACGCGCGGCGCGCUCGUAUCGACUUGGGAGUCCAAUGCGCGCAGCGGGCGGGGCGUGCCUUACAGCCCGUCGGUGAUCGGCCCGGCGCUGAGCGAGCUGCGCGAGAGCAUCAACGGUGUCCUCCUCGACGUGCGGCUGCUUUCGCUCUACCUCAACGCGGGCGUGUUUGCGCUCGCGCUGAUCUGCGGCCUUCUGCUCGGCGACCAGUCGCGGCCGGAUCUGCCGCGCGACGAGCGCGAGGGCGACGACGGCCUCUACCGCACGAUGCCGGCGGCGAGAGCGGCCACGUGGGACCGUGGCGGGCCGACCUUUCGCGGCGGCGGCAGAGGCGCGCUGUCCGAACGCAGCUCUUUGCCGCCGCCGCCGCCGGCGCAAAAGUUCGUGGACGAGCUGCGGCCGUCGCGUGGUGCCUUCACCGCCGUCUCCGCAGGCCUGUGGGUCGAGUUCGUUCUCUGCGUCGCUCUCGACACGCUCGGCACCGCGUCCUACUUUUACCCGCUGGGAGAGUUUUUUGUGGACGGCGGCUUCGCCUUCGCCUACGCCUUCGCCAUCGAGCUCUUCUUCGACUGGCCUGCGAUGGCGCUGUUUGGCUUUUGGGAGGAGGCGCUUCCGUAUACGGACGGCAUCCCCAGCCCGCCACCCCCGCCUGGGCUCGCCACUACUGUGACCGUGAUUGCUCUUCUCCUCGCUGUGACAAUAGGCAUCCCCAGCCCGCCACCCCCGCCUGGGCUCGCCACUACUGUGGCCGUGAUUGCUCUUCUCCUCGCUGUGACAAUAGGCAUCCCCACCGCCACCCUCGCCUGGGUCCUCACCGUGUGCGGCGUGCGGUACGCCAUGCAGGGGCGCACCGCCAGGGCGGGCGUGCGCCAGGGGAAGGACCGAGGCACUUUGCUGCUCGUCGACCGGCUGGCAAAGGGGCGGGGCGAGGCGCUGCGAGAGAAGCGGCCGGCUCGCUGGUUCGACGACCAGUGGGGCUAUCUUGACGACCCCGCCGCCGCCAAGGGGGCCGACACGAGCCCGAUCCUGCGGGACCGCUCCGGCAACGCGCUGCCGUGA